AUGUCCGCGUUUGACAUAGUCGGCGUGGUAGCCGCUGCUAUGCAAUUUUCUAUAUACAUCACGAAGAUUGUAAACUACAUAGAUCAGAACAAGAAAGCGGGCAAGGAUUACCACGAAAGCUUGGUCGAACUCCAGUCGAAACUCAAGCUGUUUCAAAGGACCCUUGAUUCUCUCCAACGCAUCGCAGAGACAAUCAAAUGGUCGGAGAACCGCACGGAAAUGGAAUCAAUCGCCUUGGUACCCAUGAAAGAGGCGAUUGAAGAAACCGAGAAGAUUCUGAAACAACUAUUCACUUGCCAGGAGAAAUAUCAAAGGCCUAACGACUGCCCGAGUCUUAUGCUUGUAAUGCACUAUUGGGUUUUCGAACAUAAAGGUAAAAUAAUUGUUAAAAACGGAAUCAACGAGAUUACGGAUCGCGUGGAGGCUAUCAAGAUCCUACUUGCUGAGAUUCUAACGCAUGUGGCAAUCGAUGGCAGAGAUGUUACACAUGAUGUGAACAAGCGCUUAUGUGAACAAAUGACUAGUGAUCAUCCACUAUAUAGCCGAACAGGGUCUAGUGGCUGGGCUGCCUCGAAUACCUCAAAUCCCUCAGCCAAGUCAUGGGGCUCGACUGCGUCAGAAUCGGCUGAUAUAACGACACGUUCUGACUUCGAGACGGAAAGCUGGUUAAAACAUCUCGCAAGCCAGUGGGACAUCGAUCUACCAAUGGAUGAAGAGGUUGCUACUGUUAAGAGAUCAGAUCUCUCAGCUAUUAUCACCGCGAUCAAGGAAAAGAACUACAAAAUCGUCGCUAGACUAUUGCAGAGUGUAAAGGAUCCUUUGGCAAAAGAUGACAAUGGUUGGUGCGCCUUUCACUACGCCGUACGAGUUGGCAGCAAAACAGUCAUGCGCGAGCUUCUCGACUCCCAGAAGGUGAAGGAGAGUAGAGGGUUCGACAUCGGCGACAGUAACGGAGAUACCGCCCUUCAUUUCGCAUCACUUCUUGGGAUGGAAGCUAUGGCCAAGGAGUUACUCAAAGCGGGUUGCAACAAGAAUGCUUUAAAUAACAGCGGCCAUUCGCCGCUGUCUAUUGCAGUCAACAAGAAGAAAGUCGGUAUUGUCGAGAUUCUGUUAGAAUAUAAAGCAGAAUGUAUACCCCCAAACCCGGAAAUUCUCAGGAAAAUUCGCAACGAAAUCAACUACCUCAAAGAUAUUGCCGCGUUCCCACGAAAGCCCCACGAUUCUGUUUUGGGUGACAAGAAAGGAUUAUUAUUAAAACAUAUCUAUUAUAAGAUGAAGUCAACAAUAAUAGCGGCGUUUCGAACCACGAAGUGGCCAGCAACACGCUAG
Messenger RNA from Hyaloscypha bicolor E, 1329 nucleotides. RefSeq names its product ankyrin. The transcript is spliced from 4 exons. NCBI's taxonomy places the organism in Eukaryota, Fungi, Ascomycota, Leotiomycetes, Helotiales, Hyaloscyphaceae. The coding region runs from base 1 to 1329 and encodes 442 amino acids. Gene Ontology annotation, molecular function: protein binding. The record is from RefSeq and is a predicted model, not a curated record.